This is a messenger RNA of Adineta steineri, 188 nucleotides long. The record is from the annotation of a GenBank genome assembly. NCBI's taxonomy places the organism in Eukaryota, Metazoa, Rotifera, Eurotatoria, Adinetida, Adinetidae.
AUGCUUGCUCGCGGUGUAAGAAAUGUUAUUUAUAAUUAUACCGAUGCUCAACGCAAAGUUCGAUCGGCAACAUCGAAUGAUGCAUGGGGUCCAUCACCAGCACUUAUGCAUGAAAUAGCUGAUCUAACUGAUAAUGUUGUUGCUUAUGCUGAGAUUAUGCCAAUUAUAUGGAAACGUUUAAAUGAUCA